AUGCCCCUGGACGCCUGGGAGAGACGGGCGCAGCGGCGCCGGCGGCGCCAGACGCAGCCGAAGGGCCUGAGCCGGUUCCUGGCCUGCGACGGCCGCCCCUUCCAGCUCUGGGCGCUCGGCCUCUUCUGCACCGAGCGCCACCUGGCCCGGCGGCUCAGCCGCAACAACUACUACCCAUUCACGCAAGUGGAGCCCAACGUCUUCAUGCUCGAGUACUACCACGACACACUCUGGAAGGGGAUGCUGCUCUUCGCCGUGAGCCUCUUCUUCGUCAGCUUCAACAGCCAGGUGCGAGUGCAGAAUCAGGAGACCUGGGGCUUCCCCGCCUACGGCAUGGUCGUGGGCCUGUGGCUCGUGAUGUCCUCACUGCCUCGCCGCCGCCUGCAGCUGAACCACAGGCACGGCUUCUACCACUUCUCCAUCCAAGGCCACACUGUGUGUCAGGGGCCCAUGCACCUCAUCUACGUCCGCCUGGCGCUCAACUCAGACGCUCACGGAAGAUACUUCUAUCAGCUGGUUCUGUGUGGUUACAAGCUCGAACCGCUAGUGCUGGUGCAGCUAUCAGAGCGCUAUGAGCAAAUGGAGUACUUGGGCCGCUAUAUCGCCCAGAAGCUCAACAUCAACUAUUUUGACUGCCUGGCCUUGUCCUACCGGCACGUGGUCCGGCACUGGCCACACUGGACCAAGGACAGCCCUGGCCAACUUCAGCGCAGGAUCGGCAUUUACGGCAGCUCCCUGUCUGAAAUGGGCGUGGGAAGGCUGAAGGUGGACACGCAGCAGCACCUCUCCCCCUGCAGCCAGCAGCUGGGAAGAGACGCUCUUUCCCCUGCCCCCAUAUCUCAAAGUCGUGCCCUGGACCUGCUUCUCCGGCAAGGAGAAGCCCCCAAGUUCCAGCUCUCGGUGAAAGAGACCAGAGAGGUUCUCAAAGAUCGAGAAUGA
Molecule: messenger RNA, 939 nt
Organism: Suncus etruscus (white-toothed pygmy shrew)
Lineage: Eukaryota; Metazoa; Chordata; Mammalia; Eulipotyphla; Soricidae
Gene: CATSPERQ
Product: transmembrane protein 249
Exons: 9
Coding region: 1-939 (312 amino acids)
Source: RefSeq, a predicted model, not a curated record